AUGAGCAUAAUUGCACGCCCAGCACUUAGACAAAUAGCCAAAGCACCAAGAGGCGUUAGAACAGUCCACAUUGAAAAUAAAGUCAAUGAAACAAUGCCAUUCAAAACUAAAGGCGGUGGAUUCGGUGUCAAACUUACAAUCGUAUCUGCGAUAGGACUUGGUACUCCCUUCUUCGCUGCCUGGUAUCACGGCGCUUUCCAUUAA
Molecule: messenger RNA, 204 nt
Organism: Wallemia ichthyophaga EXF-994
Lineage: Eukaryota; Fungi; Basidiomycota; Wallemiomycetes; Wallemiales; Wallemiaceae
Exons: 3
Coding region: 1-204 (67 amino acids)
Biological process (GO): mitochondrial electron transport, cytochrome c to oxygen
Source: RefSeq, a predicted model, not a curated record